Lineus longissimus is the source of this 1050-nucleotide messenger RNA. Its product is annotated as visual pigment-like receptor peropsin. Gene Ontology annotation, cellular component: plasma membrane. The transcript is spliced from 6 exons. Gene Ontology annotation, biological process: cellular response to light stimulus; G protein-coupled receptor signaling pathway; phototransduction. The record is from RefSeq and is a predicted model, not a curated record. Gene Ontology annotation, molecular function: G protein-coupled photoreceptor activity. The coding region runs from base 1 to 1050 and encodes 349 amino acids. NCBI's taxonomy places the organism in Eukaryota, Metazoa, Nemertea, Pilidiophora, Heteronemertea, Lineidae.
AUGGAGUGCAACCAGACUACGGGACAGUUCGACACGAGAGUCUUGGACGCCCUAGGUGGAUACAUGGCAAUCGCAUCCGUCCUUGGGAUGAUUGGUAACGCUUUAGUUGUGGCCGCGUGGAUAACUCACAGGAAGCUCAGGGCUCCUUCAAAUGCUUUCCUCAUCAACCUGGCCAUUUCUGACUUCAGUAUGCUCUGCACAUCUGGGAUGCUGACCUCUGUCGCUUUGCUAAUGCACUGCUGGCCGUUCAGUUAUGUUGUGUGUCAGUUUUGUGGAUUCUUUGCCUAUACCACGGGCCUUGCCUCACUGGCUACACAUUUCUUCAUAGCUGCUUCCAGAUGUGAGCUCAUCGUGCACAAGUCGAAAGUAUUAGCCAUCUGUAGUCCAGUCAAGGUGAUACCAGCGAUAUGGGUCUUCGCCUUAUUUUGGUCCACCUGCCCCCUCAUUGGGUGGAGCGGAUAUGCACGAAAUCAGCUCACAUGUGAAAUCGAGUGGGAUAAGCCAACGCCAGCCUACCUUGCCUAUAUCGUAUGCAUCUUUAUAUUAGUCUUCGUUGGUCCAUUCAUGGGCAUGAUCAUAUGUUACAUCUUAAUCGUGUUGGAGGUGGUGAAGAGCAAGCGAACCGUUCAUGGGACACUCAGGCAAUCAAAGAUCAUCAAACCAGGGGAUAUACGAUUAGUUAAGAUGAUGCUAAUGAUGGCCAUUGCCUUCAUGACCUGCUGGGUUCCCUAUGCUGUCGUUUCUUUCAUGAAGGCCUUCAAUCUCCGCGAUGACUCUCAUAUGUAUUAUCUUGCCAAUGUCCUACCACCUGUAUUUGCCAAGUCCUCCGCUUUGGCAAACUUCAUAAUAUACAUUAUGACGAAUAAGAACUUCCGUGCUGCACUUUACAACAUGUUUCGUGGACAAUGCGCUGAGAGCCGGCCGGGCUUGGACUUUAGUAGCAGCACAAUCCCAGCUGGCACACCCUUGUCAUUGUCUAUAGAGAUCCAAAGACGGAGGAUAGAUUUGAACCAAGACGGACAGGACCCAACUGCAGGUGCCGCCAUGUAG